Molecule: messenger RNA, 1825 nt
Organism: Mugil cephalus (flathead mullet)
Lineage: Eukaryota; Metazoa; Chordata; Actinopteri; Mugiliformes; Mugilidae
Product: amyloid beta A4 precursor protein-binding family B member 1-interacting protein-like
Exons: 13
Coding region: 61-1458 (465 amino acids)
Biological process (GO): signal transduction
Cellular component (GO): cytosol; plasma membrane
Source: RefSeq, a predicted model, not a curated record
CAGUCUGUGGUUAUAUAGACUGACCCUUGAGGGUUUGAUCAUUUACGGUACACACACUCCAUGGUGCUCUCAUGUGUCAAAGAGAAAGAAAAGAUGGACGACAUAGAUGCCAUGUUCAGUCACCUGCUCGGAGAGAUGGACCAUCUCUCUCAGAGUCUAGUUUCUGCACCCAAUGAGCCAGAAGGAGAUCCUGAUUCACGUAGAGAGCGCACCAUCUCCAUUGGGUUCACAGACCUGAACGAGUCUCUUAAUCAACUGGAGGAUCAUGAACUGGACGCUCUGGUGGCUGACCUGGGUUCAAAGGCGACCUCACAGGAGCUCCUGACUCCUGACGAGUGCAGCACCCUUACAGAUAAUACACCAGCACCACCUGCCAUGCCUCGGGAGCCGGAGCCGGAGCCGGAGCCAGCAGCUCAUCUUUGUCCACCGAAACACACUGCUGGAUCGUCCACGGUGUUGCAAACAAGCAAACCCCAGACGAAGGAAGACAAAAUCAAACUGGCUCUUGAGAAGCUGAAGGAAGCCAAAGUGAGGAAGUUAAUAAUAAAGGUGCUGUUGAGCGACGGCAGCUCAAAGACGAUGAUGGUGGAUGAGAGACAGACAGUGCGAGAGGUUUUGGACACGCUGUUUGAGAAGACGCACUGCGACUGCAGCAUCGACUGGAGCCUAAGCGAGACCAACCCCGAACUGCAGAUUGAAAGAGGCUUUGAGGAUCAUGAAUAUUUAGUGGAGCCUCUCUCCGCUUGGACACGCCAGAGUGAAAAUCAAAUCCAUUUUAUGGUCAGACCCCAGAAGUAUGUGAUGUUCAAAGACCCUCAGGUAUUUUACAUGUGGAAGAAGAAGAAAGCAUCUUUGAGUGAGAUAAACCAACAGGCCAGAGAGCUCCUAAUCAAGGAACAUUUUGGGGGCUGUACUGUGAUUGUUCCUGAUCUUGAGGGCACACUGUACCUAAAAGAAGAUGGGAAGAAGGUGUGGAAACCUCGCUUCUUUGUGCUCAGGGCCUCAGGCAUCUACUAUGUACCCAAAGGAAAAACAAAGUCUUCCAGUGAUCUCGUCUGCUUUGUCCGUUUUGAAAAUGUCAACGUCUACAACACGGACAACUACAAGCAGAGAUACAAAGCUCCCACCAACUUCUGCUUCAUACUUAAGCAUCCCUGCAUCCAGAGGGAGUGUCACUACAUCAAGUUCCUGUGCUGUGAUGACAAACACACUCUGAUGCUUUGGAUCAACUCCAUCAGAAUAGCCAAGUAUGGGGCCACUCUCUAUGAGAACUACCAGGCUGCACUGAAGAGAACGUCCACUCUGCAGACUCUCCACUGCGCCGCACAGAAAGAUAGAGCCAAUGGCCACGCCCCUCAGACCAGCCAACAGCCGGCGGGCGCAGAUGAUGAUGACUUCCCAGACGAGCCUCCUCCUGACUUCAUCCCUCCUCCCCCUCCUGGACAGACACCCAUUUGAGGCUGCCUCCUCCUGCACACAUCAGCUGGCCUGGGUGUAGCCUAACAGGAGGCUAACAGUGCCACACAAACGCGUACUGUAGCAGCACAGUUACGCGAUUCAAAAUAGCUUUUUAUUUGUAAUUUAUUUUCACAGCUAUAAUGGUAUUUAUUUUGUAUUUUGGACAAACGUACAAUUGGGAAUGUCGCAGAAAAAAGGACACCGGUGUCAUUUGUUUCAAUGAGCUGUUUAUUACAAAAAGACUGUACAUAAAUUUCAAUGAACACAUCCUUAUGUACAAACUGAGAGGAGAAGACAAAUAUCAGGUUCUGUUCCCAUGAACAUUUAAGUUACAGGUGUCUUUUUUUUUUUUUUAACUUCCACAUUU